Molecule: messenger RNA, 696 nt
Organism: Cotesia congregata
Lineage: Eukaryota; Metazoa; Arthropoda; Insecta; Hymenoptera; Braconidae
Source: the annotation of a GenBank genome assembly
AUGCAUUUAUUAUUUAUUUGCGGUGUUUUAUUGUUGAAUGCUCAUCGAGCAUGCGUGCAAGAGGCUACAGAACAUAUAGAAAAUGAACCAAUCAACAAUAGCAAUAAUGAAACUCCAGUAUUUGAAAAACAACAACAUCUCAAAAAAUUAUUCCAAUCAUUUCGGCGUGAGCAUUUUCACGCUGUACAAAAUAUUAAAAAUUUACAGUCGUAUGAAAGAAAGUAUGAAAUGAUUGUUAAAAUAAUUAAUCAAAUGGUUAAAAUAAUUACUGAAAAACAAAAAAUUUUUCAAGAUUUCGAAGAUUUUUUGGAUCAUGACAAUUUAUUCUCAGAUGUAAAGCAAACCGAUUCUUUAUUCGCUCUCUCAGAAAAUACAGCAUUAUUUAGUGAUAUAGUGCUGCAAAUCCCAGAUAUAACUCGACGAAUAUUGAAGAAACAAAAAACCUCGUUUGAUUCCCUGAAGUGGUCGAUGAUAUUUAUUAACAAAAACCGGUAUCUUUUGGAUCAACCGACUAUUGAAAUAUUGGACCUAGCAUUACAAGAACUCAAUAUAAUAAGCCGUGAGCCAAAUUAUUCAAAUCCUUACGUGCAGAAUAAGAAGGGAAGGUCAUCAGUGAAAGGCAAAACUGCGGAAAAACAAAGAAAAACGAUAAUAAAACAUAAACCAGGCCCUCAAAUAGCUCGAGUAGAAUUAUAA